Gossypium arboreum is the source of this 850-nucleotide messenger RNA. RefSeq names its product 17.6 kDa class I heat shock protein-like. Lineage: Eukaryota; Viridiplantae; Streptophyta; Magnoliopsida; Malvales; Malvaceae. The record is from RefSeq and is a predicted model, not a curated record. The transcript has a single exon. Gene Ontology annotation, biological process: protein folding; response to salt stress; response to hydrogen peroxide. The coding region runs from base 130 to 693 and encodes 187 amino acids.
UAUAUAUUUCACUACACAUCUCAUUGUAAAUCACCCGCAUUGAUUAACAAAGAUCAUCAAAUCAGAAUCAUCCUCAAACUGUUCAACAAUUUCGUCUCCCAUUACCAAAUUUCUCCAUUAAAACCAAAAAUGAGAAUCCCAAAUCUCACCAAAGCCUUUAUUUUGUUAAUGGCAAUAACUCUGAUGUCAACCCAAUCCAACGGCCUAAUCCCUUACGGUAGAUCCUUAUGGGACGUGAUGCUUGCUGAAGACCCAUUCAAAAUCCUGGAACAAACCCCAGUGACCGUCCCCAAAGGAUCAGAACCCGUCGCUUUAGCUCGAGCUGACUGGAAAGAAACCCCACGGUACCAUGCCAUUACCCUGGACAUCCCAGGGAUGAAAAAAGAGGAUUUGAAGAUCGAGGUUGAAGAGAACAGAGUGUUAAGGAUCAGUGGUGAAAGGAAAGAAGAAGCAGAAAUUGAAGGAGAGAAAUGGCAUAGAGCUGAAAGGACGAAUGGGAAGUUUUGGAGGCAGUUCAGGUUGCCUGCGAAUGUGGAUAUGGAUCGCAUCAAAGCUCAUAUGGAAGAUGGGGUUUUGAGGAUCAGUGUGCCUAAAAUUGUAGAUGAAAAUAAGAAGCAGGCUAAGGUGAUUGACAUUGUUCAGUCGGGUGGUACUGGUGAAGAUAUCAAGGCAACCUCCCAGGGUCAUCAUUAGAUAUUUGAUUGAUCUACCAGGUUUUUGAUGGAUUGAUUUCGGGUUUUCAUCGUUUCGCCUACUUAUGUAAUAAUAAGUUGAUGUUUGUGUGUUUGGUUGAAGUAUGAUGGAAUGGUGAUGCUUAAUUUCAAUAUUAUUAAUAUAUUAGUAUUAAGUA